AUGAUGGAUAUGAAAAAAGAAAAAGACCUUGAGGGUCUCACUCCAUCUGAGAACAGUGAUCUCAGCCGUCACGUUCAAAACCACGAUGAUGUGUUUGGAGAAAUUACAGACUCCGGUCCCAACUACCGAAAUGUAGGAUGGGCAGGAACAGUGAUUCUCAUGAUGAAGAGUCAAAUCGGCCUUGGUGUCCUCUCCAUCCCAGCUGCUUUUGAUACGUUAGGGCUCGUCCCAGGCAUCAUCUGCCUACUUAUAGUUGCAAUCAUUACAACAUGGUCUGACUACAUGGUCGGUGUGUUCAAGCUCAACCAUCGUUCAGUCUAUGGUAUCGACGAUGCGGGUUUCUUGAUGUUUGGUGCGAUCGGUCGUGAGGUUUUCGGCUUUGUAUUCUGCCUCUAUUGGAUUUUCGUCGCCGGCUCAGGAAUGCUUGGUCUUUCCAUCGCCCUCAACUCCGUCUCAACUCAUGCUACAUGCACAGCUGUCUAUGUAGCCGUUGCAGCCGUCGGAGGAAUUGCCUUUGCCAGUAUUCGCACUCUUGGAAAAAUCAGUUGGCUCGCGUGGGUUGGACUAAUUUGCAUUCUGAUUGCAAUCUUCAUUGUCACUAUCGCUGUCGGCGUUCAGGAUCGCCCAGUCUUGGCUCCACAAGAGGGAGUCUGGGUAUCUGAUUACAAGAUCAUUGCCCAUCCCAAAUUCAGUGAAGCCAUCUCUGCCGUGGCCUCGAUGGUCUUCGCUUACGCCGGUACACCCGCAUUCUUCUCCAUCGUAUCGGAGAUGCGCGAACCCAGAUACUAUACCCGCUCGUUGAUCAUCUGCCAAGGCAGCGUGACUGCUGUCUACAUUACCAUUGGUGUUGUGGUCUACUAUUUCUGCGGUUCUUACGUUGCCUCGCCUGCUCUUGGUUCUGCUGGUGCCACUAUGAAGAAGAUUAGUUAUGGUUUUGCCAUUCCCGGUCUUCUGGUCACUGUGAUGCUGUUCGUCCAUCUACCCGCAAAGUUCAUUUUCGUUCGCGCCCUCAGAGGCUCCAAGCACCUCACUUCCAACAGCAUGGUGCACUGGGGAUCCUGGAUUGGCUGCACCGCAGGUGUCGGUCUGAUCUCUUACAUUAUCGCAAGCGCCAUUCCCGUCUUCGACAGUCUCGUCUCGCUUAUCGGUGCUUUGCUUGGCACAUUCAUGUGUUUCCAGCCCAUGGGCUGCAUGUGGUUGUAUGAUAACUGGAGCAAGGGCAAGGUCGACCGUUCCCCGAGAUGGAUGGCCAUGGUUUGCUGGAGUGUAUUCGUUGUUGUUAUAGGUACUUUCAUGAUGAUCGCUGGUACAUACGGGUCUGUUGUCAGCAUUAUGGACAGUUACGCGGCAAACGGUGGUUCGGCUGCUUGGUCCUGCGCGGACAAUUCAAAUUCUUCAUAG
Penicillium coprophilum is the source of this 1401-nucleotide messenger RNA. RefSeq names its product Amino acid transporter transmembrane. The transcript has 5 exons. NCBI's taxonomy places the organism in Eukaryota, Fungi, Ascomycota, Eurotiomycetes, Eurotiales, Aspergillaceae. Gene Ontology annotation, biological process: amino acid transmembrane transport. Gene Ontology annotation, molecular function: amino acid transmembrane transporter activity. The record is from RefSeq and is a predicted model, not a curated record. Gene Ontology annotation, cellular component: vacuolar membrane. The coding region runs from base 1 to 1401 and encodes 466 amino acids.